Molecule: messenger RNA, 4048 nt
Organism: Scleropages formosus (Asian bonytongue)
Lineage: Eukaryota; Metazoa; Chordata; Actinopteri; Osteoglossiformes; Osteoglossidae
Gene: plek2
Product: pleckstrin 2
Exons: 9
Coding region: 292-1371 (359 amino acids)
Biological process (GO): intracellular signal transduction; actin cytoskeleton organization
Cellular component (GO): plasma membrane
Source: RefSeq, a predicted model, not a curated record
GAAACAAAAAAAAAAAUCCAAAGUUACUAUUAAUCUUGUUGGUGGAUCAUCUUUUGCCAUCGCGUCAGCAGCUAGCUAUUCCCUAGCUCUGUGAAAUGUACCCGGAUGUCACGGAUCACACGCUGAAGGAAUGAAGGUUCGGCAACCUGGAGCCCCGGGCUACGGAAGGAGGGAAGGUGGAGACGCGCGCGGCUUCGGGUGUCGCUGACGCACACACACAGGCUCCGGCUUUUCGCCCUCCUACAAAUAGGAGAUGGAGCGGCUUUUGGGCACCAUAGGGUUCUGAGCGCCAUGGAGAAGCAGCAGGAUACGGCUAUCAUAAAGGAGGGCUUCCUCGUCAAGCGGGGUCAUGUGGUGCACAACUGGAAGGCCCGCUGGUUUGUGCUCCAGGCAGACAAACUGCUCUACUACAAGUACGAGGGCAGCAAGAAGGAGUCGAGCCAGCGAGGGGUGGUGGAGCUGAGCGGCAGCGUGGUCACCUGUCCCUACCUGGAGUACGAGAACAGACCUCUGGUGCUGAAGCUGCAGACUCAGAACUCUGCUGAGUACUUCCUGGAGGCUUGCUCUCGAGAGGAGCGUGACGAGUGGGCUGCCGCCAUUGCUGCUGCUGCGAAGGCGCUGGGUCCAGCUGAUGCUCUAAACUCUACCGUCAGGUCCAGCGCCCCCAAGUCGCUGCAGCUCCACAAUGUCAGCCUGAAUCAGGUGGUGGACUCCAUGUACGAUGUUCACAAUGGCAUCAAGCUGACCACCCAUUUGGAGCAGGGCAACUCCUACACGAAUUGUUUUUCAGGUGCGGCAGUAGUGGACUGGCUGGUGUCCAUGCAGCUAGUUCUGACUCGGGUGGAGGCAGUGACGCUGGCAUCCGCGCUGCUGGAAGAGGGCUUCCUGCACCCGAGGGGUGUAAAGAGUGUGGAGGCUGUGCGCAGUGCAGGGCUUAGUGAGCAGUUUCUGGAUGACUCUACUGCUCUCUACAGCUUUGCAGAGAUGUUUAAGAAGAGGGGCAGUGUGAAGAGAGAGACCUCCCUGUCUGCAGUAGAGAUGAGUGGCAAGGUGCUGAAAAGGGGCUUCCUGCUUAAACAGGGACACAAGAGGAAGAACUGGAAGGUGCGGCUGUUUGUACUUCGCUCUGAUCCGCAUUACCUGCACUACUACGAUCCCAGCAGGGAUGAUAUCAGCCCCGUGGGUGGUUUCUCCCUGCGUGGCUGCCUGGUGUCUGCGCUGGACGAUAAUGGCAUUCCCUCAGGAGUGAAGGGAAAGGUGCAAGGCAACCUCUUCAAGAUCAUCACUCAAGAAGACACACACUAUUUCAUCCAGGCUCCAACUCGGCAGGAGAAGAUGGAAUGGAUUGAGGCCAUAAAGAGACUUACCUAAUAGAAGAUCAAUGGAUAGCAGUGAUAGACCAGUUGAAGUGCAAGUGGCAGGAAGUGUGAGGACUAAAGGAGUAAAUUAACAAGUACAUGCAUGUAUCUUUUUAACGUGUUUACUAGGACAUCUAGAGGCUAAUCGGUUUCAUUUACCAGUCUUUUCCAUGCUGAGAAUCACACUUUACUCGGUAAUCCAGAAAAACUGAAAAUCAUUUAUUUGGAAUACCAUUGUUAUUGGAAUUGGAAUGCUUCGAUACCCACACCUAACUAACCAAGGUCUUGGAUAAGCAGUGUUUGCAUUAUACAUUCUGUGAAUGUAUCUUUCAGAAUUACAGAUAAGUGAGAAAUGUUGUCAUGCAGUUUUUUUCUGUACUUAAAAUGAGUUUCUAUGCAUUUCUAAGUUGGAGCUCAGUCCAUAGAAGGAUUUUUUGAUUAGAUGUGAAACCAAGACAGGACAUCUUUUAGGUGCAAACAUGCAGGUCUUCAGGGGAAGACAAUCCACCAUAAGCCCAGGCAUGCCUCUUCCCAGCAAGCAGGGGAAGUGUACAGUGAGCCAGGAUCAGUUAGAGAUUAUUGCUCUGAACUGCACUAGGCUAGAAAGGAGAAAAUUUUAUUAUAAAUUAAUACUAACAACCUUAUUUGUCCCUGCAGAUCUGAAAUACUUGCAUAUCUUUGAUCUGAAAGUAUUUAUGCAUGCUUCACUGUAAAGUGACAUUAUGUUGUUUAUAUUUUUUUCUUUUUAAGGCAUUAUUAAUAAAGUGUAUCUCGUAAAGCAGAUUUCAGGGACAUGUGAAUCUAUGUUGUUUUGCACAGACUGGAACUUGCAGAUUUUGUACUUCUGACGUACGUGCCCAGGUACAGAGUUCUAAUAUCUUGUGAGAACAUGAACAUUAUCAGUCAACCAAAUUCUGGGGAACACAGUUUUGAAAUAUUUAUUACCAUUAUUAAAACACCCUUUGCUUAGUGUUGUGCCCAAUUCUUACAAGAGUGCACACGUACAAAACAGUAAAAACUUGAAAAAGAGAAGAGGGGAAAAGGGACAUUUAUUAUUUCAUGCACUAAUGCUGGUGCCUGAGUUACUGGCUCAGUCUACAGGAGCAGGAUAGAGGAAGGCAGCUGGCAGUGAGAACUGGGUGAACAGAUCUAAGCUCCCACAAUGCUUUGGGUCAGAUUCUGCCUUUGACGGUACCCUGUUCAGAUGGUGAACUUUCAAAUAUUUUUGGAAGUUUGAAAGCUUGCAAAAUGGGUUCUGAGUUAUAAAAUACUAGAGAGUAUUAUCAAACAGUACCCAGAACAGGAUGUAAACUGCAUACUAAUAUGCAUACUAAUAAUCACAUUUCUAAUAAUGUGUAUACUAAUAACAACAUUACCAGGUUUUACCUUUAGUUACCCUUUAACCCUAUCUCAUACAGCAUGAAAAUUUGCACAGAGAUAUGUGUCUCUGAGCACUUGGGUUUGCGAAUAUAAAUAGGGCACAUAGCAAAGCUACACGGACAUUCUCUGAGUCUGCUUUACAUUAAUAGCCCAAAAACUCGUACCUUCCAUUAGUUCCCACUUCUGUUUACCCCAUGCUUUCUUCCUUCAGUAAUUAUAGUCGAGUGCAAAACUUUGGGCGCCCCUGGACAAGUUAUGAUUUGUUCAUUUUCUAAGUGAAAAGUUAACCGCUGAAGGGAACGAACUACAUAUUUCUGCAACAUUUAAUGCACAGUUCUUAUUUAUUUGCUGAAUUUAAUAAAGUGGAGAAAAAAACACUGCGGCAUAUGCAAAAGUAUGGGCACCCUAUCAGUCUGUACUUAGCAACAUGCUCUUUGGCAGAAAUCACAGCCUUCGAUCAUUUCUUGUAGUUGUCUUAACAGUCUAACUAUUCGUGCUUUAGGAAUUUUCCCCUAAUAUUUUCUGUGCCACUGGCUGCCCCAGAACCUGAAAGCACAACAGAUGAAACCCUGUGCUUAACAGGUGGCAAGGUGUUCUUUUCUUCAAGUGCUUCUUCUCUUUUCUCCAAACAUACCUUUAGUGACUGUAACCAAAGAGUUAAAUUUUUGUUUCAUCAUCAAAACACCUCUGAUUUAUCUUAGUGUUGUUAUGCAUGAGGUGACAGGGAAGGUUUCCUUCUAAUGACUUUUCCAUGAAAUCAUGAAAUCAUGUUUGUGCAAGCAUCACUGCAGUGUUCUGAUGCAACACUACUCUCAUGCUGGAUAAACCUUCCUGCAGGUCCUUUGCACUGACCCACGCAUUUUGUUCCGCAUACCUGAUCAGUCUACGAGCAGUUCGAUGAAAACAUUUUCUGGUCUUCCAGAUCUGACUAAAACAGUUUUCCUUAGCUUCCAUUUUUUAAUGACAUUUCAGACAGUGGAAAUAGAAGGCAGUAAGCAUUUCGAUAUCUUUUUAUCGCUUUUGUCUGCUUUGUAAGAAUUAGGUAUCUUUAAUUAAUCUUUAUUUUCAGAUUCAGAGUGAGCUGCUUUGAGGAGCCCAUGGCUGUUGAGAGUAAACACAACACUCGGGACUUAGUCAGAGAAUAGUCAGAGAAUUUGUUACACUCUGGAAUUGUCUUCACUUGACUUAGAUUAAGGCCUAAUGAGUCAAUUAAGUUGUGAGACCUUAUAAAAAAUAACGGUGAUGGAUCAGCCGGAACAGUGCCCAAACUUUUGCAUAUGCCACAUUUUCUGUUUUAUUUUUCCAAUCUG